AUGACUGGCUCCCCCUCAGGAAAGGCAAAGGCCCUGGGAUCUCCGCCUCUUCUUCUCCUCCCAGGAAAGCCGAGCUCGCCCUACCUGCAUGGGCUCGUGAUCGUAGACGGGGCUGACCAUGUCCCUGCCGCUGACUCAGACAUCGCUCCGUACUUUAAAACGGAUGCAGGGGGUGCACAGACACACCUGGAGGGGAACAGACUUGUGCUCACCUGUCUGGCUGAGGGCAGCUGGCCGCUGGAGUUCAAAUGGAUGAGAAACAGCACAGACAUCACUAAAUACACACCAGAGUACAGGUACACGAUUACAUCGUUAAAGCGUGAGGAUGCAGGUGUAUAUCAAUGUGCGGUGAGGAACAGGAUGGGAGCGCUGAUCCAGACAAGAGCUGAUGUUCGCGUGGCUUACAUGGAUAACUUUCCUGAACUGGAACAGAGAAAAACAGUCUCUCAGGGAAGGGCCGCUGUCUUGAAUCCUCCCGCUGUGACCAGUUACCCUCGCCCUCAGGUCACAUGGUUCAGAGACGGCAUCAAGAUCAUUCCCAACCAUCGACUAGCAAUUACACUGGACAAUCAGCUUGUAGUUUUGGGGACGUCAGCAGCAGAUGCGGGCCGGUAUUAUGUAGAGGCCGUUAAUGAACGUAACGGAGAAAACAAAACCAGCCCUUCCAUUUACCUGAGUGUAGCAAACGUUAUUGCCCCAGCUGAAUUGGUUGCCCCGGUGAUAGUGAUUGCACCUAAGAACACAUCAGUGGUUGCUGGGGCGAGUGAGACUACUCUUGAGUGCGUCGUUAAUGCGAGAUCUCUUGACAGGCUGCAGGUGUUCUGGAAGCGUAAUGGGGUGAGACUAACAGCAGGAGUGGACUCGUUUGGUCGCAGGCUGGUCAUCAGUAACCCUACCUCAGUGGACAUGGGUCUGUACGUGUGCGAGGCUGCGCUCAGAAACAGCACUCAAAAGAGCACAGAGGCCAAAGCGUACCUCUCCGUGCUGGAGCCUCCAUACUUCAUGGCAAAACCGAUGAGGUCGGUGAUAACAGAAGUUGAGAAAACCGUGGAGCUUCACUGUCAGGUCAAAGGGGUUCCCACACCGAAGCUCGAGUGGUUCAAAGAUGCCAUCACCCUCUCCACACUGAACAACCCUCGAUACAAGCUCACCUCCUCCUCAAUGGUUCUGCAAGUGCGGAGAAUUCAGCCGGAUGAUGCCGGAAUAUUCCAGUGCUUCGCUGAAAACAUGGCUGGAGAAAUCCAGGCACACACCAACUUGGUCGUCACAAGCGUGUCACCAUCUUUCACCACGCCCCCUUCUGACAUCACUGUGACUGACGGAACGUCAGCAGUCUUCACCUGUGACACAUCUGGUGCGCCGAAACCUGCCAUUGUUUGGAGGAAUGGUUCUCAAGUGUUAGCCAGCGGAUCGGUGCAGAUGCCUCGCUUCACUCUGCUGGAGUCCGGAGGCUUACAGAUACUCCCCAUAAUGCCGAGCGACGCAGGAAACUAUACGUGCUUGGCAUCUAACUCUGAGGGACUGGUCAACGCAACCAUGGCCCUGACAGUCUUGAGUCGAACCUUCAUUUCGACACCCCCUGAGGAUCAGCGUGUCAUCAAGGGAACUACCGCUGUGCUGAAAUGCACAGCAACCCACGACCCCAGAGUCACAGUCAGAUAUGCAUGGAAGAAAGGAACCAAGCCGCUGAGCCUGUCGACUGGUGGGCGAGUGUCAAUGAAGGAAGGUUCACUCCACAUCAGCCAGACGUGGUCCGGAGACAUCGGUGACUACACCUGCAGGGUCAUCUCACCUGCUGGAAACGACUCGAAAACUGCCCGACUGGAAGUCAUAGAACUUCCCCAUUCUCCACGUAACCUACAGGUGGCUCUGAAUGAGACCGACAGCAGAACAGUUCUUCUGUCAUGGGUUCGGCCCUUUGAUGGGAACAGUCCUCUACUGCGUUACAUCAUUGAGCUCUCUGAGAACAAUUCUCCAUGGAAAAUCUACAUGGAUGAUGUUAGUCCUGCACUAACCAGUUUGCUAGUAAUUGGUCUAACACCAGCAAGAACGUACCAGUUCAGAGUGUGUGCUAUCAAUCAGGUGGGACGUGGACAGUACAGCGCUGAGACCAACAGGCUGAUGCUGCGAGAGGAACCACCCAGUGCACCUCCAAAAAACAUUGUGGCUAGUGGCCGUACCAACCAGAGCAUCAUGGUCCAAUGGCAGCCGCCCCCAGAGCCACAGCUCAAUGGAGUCCUGAGAGGCUAUGUGCUCAGGUACAGAUUGGCAGGUCUGCCUGGUGAGUUUCAGCUGAAGAACAUCACCAGUGCAGAGAUUAAUUACUGUCUAAUUGGAGAGCUCAUCAUCUGGACGCAGUAUGAGAUCCAAGUGGCUGCCUACACUGGAGCGGGCCUGGGGGUGUACAGCCAGUCUGUUACUGAGUACACACUGCAAGGAGUCCCCACAGCGCCCCCACAAGACGUGGAUGCUGUUGCGCUCAACUCCACCACCAUCAAAUUCACCUGGACACCACCACCCCAGCAGUUUAUCAACGGCAUCAACCAGGGAUACAAGCUGCUGGUGUGGCCUGAACACUGUCCGGAAUGCAUUACCAUGGUGACCAUUGCCCCUGAGUUCCACGGGUCACGUCACUAUGGUUACGUUAGCAAUUUAAGAAAGUUCACGUGGUAUGAGACAGUAGUGCUGUGCUUUACCACUCCUGGCGAUGGACCAGCUAGCACACCACAGCUCAUCCAGACUCAUGCUGACAAACCGGGCCCGGUGACUCAACUGAGUUUCACUGAGAUCUUGGACACAUCUCUGAGGAUCAGCUGGCAGGAACCGGAAGACAAGAACGGCAUCAUCACAGGUUAUGUGUUGUGUUGGGAGGAGGCCGGUCAGAACGAAACCCGUGUAUCUCAGAAUCUGUCCAAUUCUACGCUGGUGUACGAAGUGACCGGGCUUACUUCACUCACCACGUACACUCUGCAGGUGGCUGCGGUUACACAGGCCGGCACCGGUACUGCCACCUCGUCCACCAUCUCAACAGGACUGCCACCAGAGCUUCCUGGCGCACCGUCCAAUCUGGUCAUCUCCAACAUCAGUCCUCGCUCCAUCACCAUAAAGUUCCACCCCGGCAGUGACGGCAAAACCGCCAUCUCCAAAUGGAUCGUAGAAGGACAGGUGGGGACUGUGGGUGAGGACGAGGAAUGGAAGCUUCUGCAUGAGAUAGACAGUCCACCAGCCUCAGACACUCUGGAAAUUCCCAAUCUCAUUCCCUUCACUCAGUACAGGUUCAGGAUGAAGCAGGUGAACAUUGUGGGUUCGAGUCCCUUCAGUCAGCCCUCUCGUAUGAUGCAGACCCUGCAGUCUAGUCCAGAUGUUUCCCCGACAAAUCUCAUAGUCAUUUCUGCAAGUGAAACAAGUUUAAGGAUUCGCUGGGAGCCGCUUCCAGAGGCAGCUUAUAACGGAAAUCCUGAAAGCGUGGGUUACCGUGUACGUGCACAGAGAGCAGACGGGCUUGGCCUGCCCCGGAUGGAGACCAUUUCUGAACGCCUCUCUCGUGAGGUGACGGUGGAGGGACUUGAGGAAUGGACGGAGUACGAGCUGAGUAUUCAGGCUUUCAACGGCAUCGGGCCUGGACCCUGGAGCAGUCCUGUACUGUGCAAAACCAAAGAGUCAGUUCCCUCCGGUGCCCCAGAAAAUGUGAGCGCAGAAGCGGUGAGCUCCACAAGUAUAUUGGUCACCUGGGGUUCGGUCCCUGAACACCAGAAGAAUGGACACAUCCUUGGUUACAAGGUAUUAUACAGAGAAAAAGAUUUAGAGCGGGCUCCCCAGGUCCAGCUGGUGAACGGGAACCAAACUCACUUGCUUCUUUUAAAAAACCUCAGGAAAUUCAUCCUGUAUGAGGUUCAGGUGCUCGCAUUUACACGUGUCGGAGAUGGACCACCCAGCCUCCCCCCCACAGUUGAAAGAACCAAGGAUGAUGUUCCCGGUCCACCUGUCAGGUUGGUGUUUCCAGAAGUGCGCCUCACGUCUGUCAGAGUCGUCUGGCAACCUCCCUCCGAGCCAAACGGCAUCAUUAUGGGUUAUCAGAUUUCUUACCGUUUGGAUAUCAACGACCCCAACAAGUUCACCACGGUUGAAGUGGGAUCCAACGCACGUCAGUUCACAGUAACAGGACUGAUUCCAGAAUCAGUGUAUGUGUUCCAAAUCACAGCGCGCACACAACAGGGAUGGGGACCCUCGGAGGAGGCCAUCGUCAUUACAACAGAAAAAAGAGAGCGGCCACAGCCCCCUCGACGGCUCACCGUGCCUCAGAAAGGGGUUGAAUCUAAUAAGCUUCGACUUCAUUGGACGGCGGGGGGAGACGGCUCUUCCCCAGUGCGCUACUUUACCCUGCAGACAUUAGAGCGCCCGGACGGCGAGUGGAAGACCCACACAUCCUCCAUCAGUCAUAAUAACACCUCUUGGGAGGUGGAUAGACUGAAGCCGUACACCUCUUACAAAUUUAGAAUGAUGGCCACAAAUGAUGUGGGAGACAGUGCUUUCAGCAAAGAAACCGAGCCAGUUACCACUCUGCAGGACGUGCCAGAUGAAGCGCCUGUCAUUUUGAACAUCAAACCUUCAACCACAACAUCUGUGAUUGUCCAGUGGCAGCCGCCUGCUGAGGGAACUGUCAAUGGGAUUCUUGUGGGAUAUCGCGUGUAUUACCGUGAACUUCCACGUGAGAACAAUCCAGAAGAGCCAAAGACAGCAACCAACCAAUCAACAAUCAGUCCUGAGCUCAGAGCUAAGAGCACUUUUAAGACAGUCAGCAGCCCUUCAUUAACUGAAUUUGAAUUAACGCAACUCAGCAAGUACAGACGAUACACGAUUGUCAUGACAGCAUUUAAUGUUGUUGGAGAGAGCCCUUCAAGUGCACCUGUUGAGGUGUUUGUGGGAGAAGCAGCUCCUUCAGUGGCUCCUCAGAACAUACAGGUGAAAUCUGUGUCCUCCAGUCAGCUGGAUAUAGAGUGGCAGCCUCCACCCUUCGAGACACAAAAUGGAAAUAUUCAAGGAUACAAGAUUCAUUACUGGGAAAAGAAAAGACAGAACGAGACGGAGAAGGAGCUGGUUUUGUUUGUUCCAGAUACAUCUGUGCACCUGAAGAACCUGUCAUCCUACACUAGCUACCUUGUGCAAUUGUCUGCAUUUAACACAGCGGGGGACGGGCCGCUCAGUGCAGCCCGUGAAGGACGCACCCUGCAGGCUGCUCCUGGAGCACCCAGUCAUAUGGUGUUUUCAGAGGUGACAGGAAGCUCACUGAAUGUGUCAUGGGGAGCUCCUCUGCAGCCCAAUGGAGUGGUGGAAGGCUACAGAGUGGUCUAUGAGCCCACUUCACCAGUUCAUGGUGUCAGUAAGACGGUUACAGUGGAGAUCAAGGGGAACUGGCAGCGCUGGCUGAAGGUCCGAGACCUGGUGAGGGGUGUGAUCUAUCGCUUCAAGGUUCAGGCCAGAACUAUUAGUUAUGGAGCCGAACUGGAAGCCAAUAUCACUGCAGGACCAGUGGAAGGCUCCCCCGGUUCGCCCUUACAAACAUCAGUCACGAAGUCGGCAUCAGCUUUGAUGCUUCAUUGGUCACCGGGUGCAGAAGGGGCGGGACCUGUCACAGGAUACGUCAUUGAGGCUCGUCCAUCAGAUGAAGGAUUGUGGGAUACGUUUGUCAAGCAUCUCCCACCUGGCAGCUUCUCGUACACCAUCAGUCUGGACCGCCUACGCUCAGGUGUGGCCUAUGAAUUCCGUGUCAUCGCAGUCAAUCGUUUCGGUUUCGGUGACCCCAGUCCGCCUUCCACUGCAAUGUCUGCUCUGUCUGAAACGCCUUUCUAUGAAGAGUGGUGGUUCCUGAUCGUCAUGGCGUUGAUCAGUCUCAUUUUCAUUUUGAUGGUUGCGUUUGGUUUGUUCCUGCUCGGACAGAACAAGAAGUACAGGAGCUGUGGAACAGGAAAGCACAUAACGACAGUAGAAGAGUCUGUAACUCUUGACAAUGGCGGCUUCACGGCUCUAGAGCUGAACAGCAGACAUCUGAACGUGAAGAGCACUUUCUUAAAGAAGAAUGGAACAAGAUCUCCUCCACGGCCCAGUCCAGGUGGGCUGCACUACUCUGAUGAAGACAUCUGCAACAACUAUAACGGGGCUGUUUUAACAGAGAGCACCACCCUAACAGAGAAACCCACUGAGCUGUCAGAGUCAGAGGUCAGCGACAGCGACGACGAAGACGAGCAGCCCAAGCACUCGUUCGUAAAUCACUACAUGAGCGACCCCACCUAUUACAACUCAUGGAAGCGGAAGCCUAAAGGCGUGAAGACUGGAGGAGGGUUCGAGGAAAGUGCCAUGACGGAUGCAGAGGGAGGGUAUUAUCAGACUGUGGUGACCCAGCACAGUGUAGGAGGCGUCUACACCCCCACGGGACAGCCCGCACCCGGAACACGCACUCCAGUUACCGGCUUUUCCUCCUUUGUCUAAUGAAUCCAUGACUUGAGACUAAAGAGGAAGUCACUUACGACUGGAAGUAGAGCCCUAAUCCUGGACCAAUCAAACUGCUGUGCUGGUUAUUUCAGAGUAACAGCAAAGAAUGUGUUCUCCUGGAAAUGAACAAGUUUCUCAUGUGUAUUUUUGGCCUCAUCUCUUCAAGGAAGGGAGGAGGGUAUUGAAGUAUCUUAUUGUUAACAUGUUAAUGAUUUUUGGGUGGAUUUUCGCAGAUCAACCAUGACCCAGAAGAAGCGGAGACUUUGCACUGUGAGACUCUUUAGUAAGAGGUGGUAUUCAUUUUAAAGACUCAAAAACCUUCAAAGACGGAUGAAGCAAAUUCCUUUAUGAAUUCCCGUUCUAUAGCAACCUUCCAGGAUAAGUCGUAAUGUGUGGGCAAAGACAUGCUGGAGUGAUUCACUGAACCUCACUCUGAUCUCCAAAACUCUAAUUGAAGUUGAAUCAUCAGCGGAAACUUGUACAGUGUGUUAUAGACUGGAACAAUAAUGUGUUUUGUGUGUGGUUUAUUUCCAUGUUGGGGACAGGCGGUUACAUUCUGGACAAAAAGCAGAGUUGAAAAUACUGCCUUUGCACAUGUAUUGCUCUCUUAAACCAAAAGAGGGAUGCUUUCAGCGAGAAAAGAAAGAAAAUGUGUGCUCGCAACAGACCGUUUUCUUAGGUUAGCAAUACUGUAUGUAAAAUAUUCUGUAUGUGUGUAUAUUUUUAGGAUCAAUUUUGUACAAAAACAAAACGUUUUUUUUACUGUAGAGUAGAUUUGUGCCAAGUCAGUGUAGUUUUUAGUGAUGCCCACAGCGGAUCAUUUCUGCAAGUCACAAUCCACAGUGUUUGUUUGACUGGCUUGCAGUCUAUGUACAAUCCAGACACCCAGAGGGGUGAUAAGAAAUGUGCAACACCGUCCCUCUAAUCCAAAUAUACACCGAUUUCUCAUGUGCUUCAAUGCUGAACAAAUAUUUAUUUCAGUAUGAAAGAACAUCAGUGCUAAAUUGAAUACAUGAGUUGGUGUGUACAGGUUUUGUUGGUUGGCGUACCCAGAUGGUUUUAGAUCUGGGCUGGUAACCAAAAGGUUAUAAUGAUAUAAUGAUGCGUUUACUGAGAAUGCACAUAGGAGUUUGGAAAUUAUUAUUAUAUUAGGAUGAGCGUUCAAGUCAAUUUUGGACAGAAUAAAAAACUGUAUCAUUUACAAUUACAGUGAGAACGUAUAAUUGAAUACAAUACGAAAAGGGCAACAUUAUAGUUGACAUGCUCCCAACUUGGUAAACUAUGGAAGCCCAUUUCUACCACAUAAAUAAAAGAAUAAAAAAAGUGCUUUGGUUAAUCAUAAUUGUCACUCUAACAAAGUCAAAAUUAUGAUAUAGUCAUAUCAUAAUAUAUAAAAACUUGAAAUUACAAGACACCAAGUUAAAAUUAUGGCACACUAAGUCAUAAUUAUGAGUCAAAAUAAUGAGAUAAAGUCCUAAUUGACAAAAUUAUGAGAUAAAAAGAUAACAAUUAUGAUUUAGAAUUUGGACUUUUUAUCAGAUAAUUUUAAUAAAUGUUUUGCUUAUGUUGCAGAAACGUUCUUCUGUAACUAUUGGCCUUUUAUAGCUAGACGCCUGAAUAAAAACAUUUGGGUUAAUGGGAAAAACAUUUAAGGGGGUACAGGCGCCCCCUUCAGUACUGAGAUUGUAAGUGCACAAGCAUCGGCUUGUUUGUGUGGAGUACAUUUCAGUGCCUGAAGAUUUGAAUUAUUUGCUAUGCAUUAAAUGUAAUUUAAGAUAAAGAUAAGGACUGACAUCUUGCUGUGUCAAACAUCCAGAUGGGAAUCACGUAACAUUACAUCCAAAGACAGAAAGAGCUAUGCAAAGUGUUAUUGAUCGGAAUGAGUCAGACAGAAGAAUACGCACUUCAAAGCAAGAUUCUCAACACUUUGAAGUGCUGAAUUGAAAAGCAAUUACUGAAAUUUUACUGAAACAUUAUGCCUCCUACAGCAAUGCAUUAUAUAUGGGCUUAAAAAAAAAACUGGAAUACUCAAAAUGUUAAUAUUGGUCAAAAUAUGCAGUUUGUUUAUUGUGACGUAUUAACACAGCAUGGCCCUAAACUUAAAAAGAAAAAUGUAUUAUGCUGUUGCCCUUUAAGAAUAUUUAUAAUGAUAAAAAUCAUGUCAUCAUCAUUUGUGGAUCUUUUCAUUUAGCACAGGAAAGCACCACUCACAUUCCACUGAAAAUCUAUAAAUAGGCCAUGCUAAGCCACACACACUCUUCAAAUGUGACUCAACUGUAUUUAUUUUAAACAAAUGACAUGAGUAAUAAUGUGUCAAUAUUUUUCUGCUAUUAUCCCCCAAGGAAAUUACCUGGCAGCUCUUUUCAUUUCUAACAUAUUGUUGAAUAAAUGCCAAAAAGAGUCGUGUAGUGUGUGUAUGCUGUGUGAUGCAGACUGCAGAAAUAUCAUUGGUAUUCUUACUGCACAUUCACUGAUGAGACACACCAAACAAUGACCCCAAACAUUUAUGAACACUUAGGAUACACUCAAACAUGUAUAAAUGUUUUUUCAUUAUAAAACAAAAUAUAAAAAAAUAGUGACACCUGCAAACAAAUGAAAUCUUGAAAACAAAUGAUGUUUGCUUUGAAUUUUGUUUAUAUAAUGCAUUGGCAAUCAUACAUUUUCAAGUGUUGCUUAAGUGUUUUUUUUUUCUUUUUUGUAAAAACAUUCCUGAUAUUGAGGCUUCAUCAUUGUGAUGCACUUGUUUUGAUUAAUAUGAUUAA
Carassius gibelio (silver crucian carp) is the source of this 9251-nucleotide messenger RNA. Its product is annotated as protein sidekick-1-like. NCBI's taxonomy places the organism in Eukaryota, Metazoa, Chordata, Actinopteri, Cypriniformes, Cyprinidae. The transcript has 45 exons. Gene Ontology annotation, biological process: cell-cell adhesion. The record is from RefSeq and is a predicted model, not a curated record. Gene Ontology annotation, molecular function: protein binding. Bases 1 to 6486 code for a protein of 2161 amino acids.